Molecule: messenger RNA, 972 nt
Organism: Prorocentrum cordatum
Lineage: Eukaryota; Dinophyceae; Prorocentrales; Prorocentraceae
Source: the annotation of a GenBank genome assembly
AUGGCGGCCAGACGGCGCCGCGCGUCGGCCGCCUCCAAGUCGGCCGGGCCGCCCCCGUGGGCCGAGGUGGCACUCUCCGUCUACGAGCUGCACGGCACCUCGAGCCUGAGCGGGCUCACGAGGCUGGCCGGGCUGGGCGGGGCCUACCACGUGGGCGUCGAGGUGUUUUGGCUGGAGUGGUCGUUCGGCUGGUCCGCCGAGGGGCCGGGAGUCUACCCCGUGCACGUCGGGCAGAGCACUUUGGGCACCUUCGUGGAGCGCGUGCCGCUGGGGCGGACGCCGUGCUCGCCGCAGGAGGUGAUAGAGAUCCUCAAGGACUUCCGCAAGACGUGGGGGGGCGUCUCGUACCACCUGCUGCGCCGCAACUGCGCCCACUUCAGCGUGGAGUUCGCGAGGCGGCUGCGUGUCAGUGACGCGCCCGAGUGGAUAAACAGCCUGGCCUCUGUCGGCGAUGCGCUGGUGCAGAGGCUCGGCGCGGACCGCGCAGAGGAGGCGGCCGACGCGGCAAGCCCGCCCGAGGAGCUGCGGGUGGCGCCGCAGGUUGCGCGCUUCAACGAGGGCCGCCUGAAGGAGUACGCCCGCCAGGGUGACGAGCAGGCCAUCAGAGAGCUCGUGUGGCGCCAGUCCCAGAGGCCAUCUUUACAGUCCGCAGAGCGCCCUGUGACAGAGGAGGAGGAGGAGGCGGAGGAGGAGGAGGAGAAGGAGGAGGUGGAGGAGAAGGAGGAGGAGAAGAAGGAGGAGGAGAAUCAGUCCCAGAGGCACAUCCUUGAGCACGCGGCGGAGGCCGAGGCGACAUCACGCUUCCUCGACACGACGCUGGAGCUGCAGUGGGGCGAGUCCUCCGACCACGCGGCCGAGGGAGUCCUUCUCGGGGAGCUGGCGCGGGAGUCGGACCUCCAGCGCGCUCUGGCGUCAGCCGUCGCCACAACAAUCGGGAGAAACGAGGAUCGGGGGCAACGUUCAGGGGGGUAG